CUCAUAAGUGAAAUACCACUGCCUGCGUACGUCAUUGUCCACUGGACCGGUGCAGUUCUCUUGAUCGCACCGUUGUGUACUUCACUGCAUACUUCGUUUAACACACCGUAUACGCUAGAUGUCAUAGUUCCUCCAGAUAUGCUAGCGCUUGCAAGUUUAAUGGCACUGAUCGCCGUUGUUGUAUUCUUCAGCAUUUCUAUGGUUUGCUACAUUUCCAUAGUUAUUCAUUUGUUGCGGUUCAACUACCUCAAGAACAGCUCAAAUCGACAAGAGGUUCGACUCUGCAUACAAGCAACAGGAUUAUUGCUCGCAUUCUUAUUGCUCUUCAUCUAUCAUGUGGGGCAGUUUGUCAUUAAUGAUCUCGGCGAC
Messenger RNA from Ostertagia ostertagi, 369 nucleotides. NCBI's taxonomy places the organism in Eukaryota, Metazoa, Nematoda, Chromadorea, Rhabditida, Trichostrongylidae. The record is from the annotation of a GenBank genome assembly.